Messenger RNA from Microthlaspi erraticum, 657 nucleotides. Lineage: Eukaryota; Viridiplantae; Streptophyta; Magnoliopsida; Brassicales; Brassicaceae. The record is from the annotation of a GenBank genome assembly.
AUGAAACUACUGCUGCAUUACGUGACUCAAGUAGACUAUGAUCAGAGCAUCCUUAUAUGGCAUGUUGCCACUGAGCUCCUAUAUCAAACAGAAGCAGUAAUAAGUGAAAAGAAUCUAUGCAACCGCGAGUUCAGCAAAAUCCUUUCAGACUACAUGAUGUACCUCUUAAUCGUGCAGCCAGCUCUGAUGUCCACAGUUGCAGGAAUCGAUAAAAUAAGGUUCAUGGAGGCUAUAGCAGAAGCUAAGAACUUUCCAGAGGCUAAAAAGUUCUGGCAGAAGAAGCGUCUUGAGAAUUCAAGAAACCCAAAGCUGGCCUGCAAAGAGAUUAUAUCUUCCCUCGAGGAUUUAAAGGAAAGAAAAGGCAAGAGAUAUCAACGCACGAAUGUGCUAGCUGAUGCAAGUAUUUUAGCUAAGGCGCUAAACAAGCUAAGUGGGGAGGGAGAAAAAGAAGUCAUGUGGGAGGUAGUGAGCCAAGUGUGGGUUGAGAUGCUUUGCUAUGCAGCAACUCACUGUGACCCAAAACAGCAUGUAGCACAACUCAGCAGAGGAGGUGAAUUUCUCAGUUUUGUUUGGCUCCUAAUGGCUCAUUUGGGACUUGGGGACCAAUUCCAGACAACAGAGGAGAAUGCUAGAUCCAGAUUAGUGGUGGCCAAGUGA